AUGAUUAAUAUAUUUUUAAAUGUAGUGAUACUUUGUGCAAAGAGUUAAUGGGUAACUAUUUACACUCUUACACCCCGUGGUGAAUGUUCUCCUUAUAGUAUCAAUUAUCUUUUUUUCUUUCUUCCCCCUCAUAGUAUGCUAAAAAUUAGUGUAGGAUAUAGUAAAAAAUAUUUUCUUUAUAUAUUUAUAGAUUCUGGUGUAAAGAUAACUCCUGAUAUUCCAUGGUUGGGUUCUGGAGACUAGAGUGUAGUUUCCUCAGCAUUUAAUACAUACCCUUGGGAUUGCUUAUUUCAUACAUAUUAUACUUUAUUAAAUCACCAUUCAUCAUCACUUACUAUAGUUGUCUCCAUUCUAAUAUAGGGUUCAAUAUCAAUUCUAAAAUGUCCUUAAGAUUGUAUAUAUUGUUAAGGACCAGAUGCUAAAUGUAUUUUAUAUUUUUUAAAAUUUGCUACAUUUUGGUUUACAACAAUCGAAACAGAAGGAUGGAUAGUAGACAAUAAUAUUGAAAUGAAGACAAGCUCAUUUUAUACAAUAAAAUUAGCAGGAGGUUAAGAUAAUUUAUUGGCAAAUUAAACUUUAGACAGAAUUUUUUAAAAUAUUCCUCCUCACUUUUAAAUUUAAAUAUAAUUCAAGUUAUGGACUUUUUCAUAAUAUAAUGUGAGCUAUGUUUUUAGUUUUGAUGAUAAUUAAUAUCAAAUAGAACAGAAACUUUCCACUAGCCAAAAAGUUGGAAUAUAAAAUAUUGAAAUAUAAAUGGACCAUUCAUCUAGUUAAUUGAAAUUAAAAUUAUAAAGUAUAUCUAAUAAUGAGCAUUCUUGGGGAUUAAAUACUUUUGAUUUCUAUAUUGCUAAAUGUAUAAUUUAUUGUGAGAAAUGUUUUGGACCAUCAAUUUAAGAAUGUACACUUUGCAUUAAGGGGUGGAUGUAUUUUAAAGACAAUUGCUUACCUAGUAAUUUUUAUAAUAAUAUAAUAAAGUACCAUUAAUACUUGUAUCAUUGAUUAUUAAGGCGAAACCUACUCUCCAAAAUUAAAAUUAAAAUGUUCCAUUUCACAUAUCAAUUGAUGAAGGAAAGAAAUAUAUAUAGGAUGUUGGAUUGAAUAAUGUAGAAAUAGAUCAAAACUUUGGAAAUAUCACAUUUACAAUUUAAGCAAACUGUUUUUCAAAAGAAAAGAUAGAGGGUUCUUUUAAGAGCUGUUAUCAAUGUUUUACCCAAUCCCAAUAUACAUAAAUUCAUUAUUGUAAUCAAAAUAUCAAUUUUAUAACUUAUUUUGUAACUUUUUCUAUAGAAAUAGAUUCUCAGUUAUAAUUUAUAAUAAAUCUGUAAGACAAUUUUUGUGAAGCAUAUUAAGUAAUAUAAGCUUAUGAUCAAGUGAUUGAGUUUUUAAUCUUUAAAAUAACCAAAAGUAACUCAUGA
Messenger RNA from Paramecium sonneborni, 1415 nucleotides. NCBI's taxonomy places the organism in Eukaryota, Ciliophora, Oligohymenophorea, Peniculida, Parameciidae. The record is from the annotation of a GenBank genome assembly.